AUGUCGGCCAACGAUACGCAGUUUUUCAAACAAUCCUUGAGGUCUGAGUACUGGAUCAACUUCAAUGUCGACAAGAGGUUCAGUCUUGCCGGAGUUGAUGAACCCGAGCUCGAUAGUAAGGACAAGGAACUGGUCCGGACAUGGGCAUCUACCAAGGGUGCAACCAAGACAGCCCCAGGCCAAACUCAAUCUUCGUCCCUAUACCGUCCCAUACUCGAUCCUUUCGAGAUUCGCGUGCUCGAGAUCUUGCCAGGCACCGGCGAUGACAGAUUACGUGGCCGCCUUCGUCACUGCUCACUCGAACUCGAGGCAAGGUUUGCUCUCGCUGUCGAUGGAUCCGCCACGCCGAUAGUGUACACGGCGCUCAGCUACACAUGGGGCCCGAACGUGUUCGAUGAGGCAAUCGAGUGCGAAGGUCACGUCAAGAAUAUCACAAAGUCUCUCGCGGUUGCUUUGAGAGCUUUCCGUCAAGAGGAUCGCUCAGUUGUGAUGUGGAUAGACCAGAUCUGUAUCAACCAAGACGACAACGAAGAGAAGGCACAGCAGAUACCCUUGAUGUCGAGGAUCUAUCAGAAUGCUAUGAACACCGUCAUUUGGUUGGGUGAAUCAAGUUCGAAUUCUGCUUCCGCCAUCAAGUUGCUGGAAGACGUUAGGUUGCUCUUGCAGUUUACGGAGAAGACUAUUGGGCCGGACGAAUUCGAGGGGCUUAAUCUCCCCUCAGAAAGUUCGGAGGUUUGGAAAGCCCUGUGGGACUUUCUUUCGCGCCCGUGGUUCACGCGACUUUGGAUCAUUCAGGAAGUCAUCCUCUCCUUUGACUCUUGGGUCGUAUGCGGCAAUCAUAUGGCUACGUGGGACGUCUUGUCAUUGGCCUGUCUACAUCUCUGGACCUGUGGCAUCUCGAGAUGGCUAGGGGAGAAGUUCAAUUCUGGGAGCCGCGCACUUGCCCAUCAGAGGGAUCUUUGUGAGUCGGUACAGCACCUCAGCAGCAUGAAGUCAAGCUACCACAGUACGGCCAUGCCGCUGUUCGAUCUAUUGAUAGAGUCCAGAGAAGCCAAGUGUUACGACAAUCGGGACAAGGUGUAUGGUCUACUUGGUGUCUGUCAAGAUCAGGACAGGUCUGCGAUUAGACCAAGCUACGCAGACGAAUUCCCCGUAACUCAUCUCUAUCGCGACAUAACGAUACGUCACCUGGAUAACAACAAAGGCAGCUUGAGACUCGGCGUGGUCCUUACCUGCGUAGACCAUGAGUCUAUCGAUCUGCCAUCGUGGGUACCAGACUGGAGAAAUCCCCGUCGAACACACUCAUUGGGACACUCUACUACUACGACAACACCGUACAUGGCAUGCGGUCAUCUUACGAUCGAAAUCGACAGAGUUCAUCCACCUUUGGAACGUAAAAACAAGGACGAACUGCGACUGCAUGGUGUUUCGGUUGACGCCAUCGCAAAAGUCAGUACCGUAUUUACGAAUCCAGAGCUGAGUCUCGAAGAUCCAUUCACUGCCAACGGAGACUUGAAAGACAUGUGCUCCUUUGUCGCAGAGCUACAAGAAUAUCCAGGCAACGAAACCGUCUUCUCCGCCUUCUGGCAGACACUAGUCGCCGGAAAAGAUGCUACCGAAAUGGCGAAGGCGCCGAUAGCCUAUGAGGAGAUUAUCUCCCUUCUCCUCGACGCAUCCACGGGGCUGUCCCCAUCGCUUCCAGGACAGACGUACUCUGCACGACAGAGUCGGCCGGCAGGCAAGGGGAAGCUAGAGCUAGCUAAUCUCAAGACACGCACAGCAGGAAAAACGUUUCAGGAUGAACAGGAGAAUCCCAUUAUACUCCCUUCGAUCGAGUUCUCUCCGGCUGUUAAGGUUGAGAGCUCUCCUCACGUUGUUCCCCUGUCUUCCUCUCCCCACAAUCCUCCGGCCGAGGCUUCUGCAAUCGACAACGCGCCAUCUGAGGCCUCUUCAGUCUUCGAUCAAUUGGCACAGGCUUCUUCAGUCAUUGCGCCUCCGAUUCAUUUCCAUCAUCCCGGCAUCCCCCCAGUCCGGGCUUUUGCUCCUCUGGACCAGAAUCCUCCCCUCAUAAACCCAGUGGACCGGACCCCUUCCGCUGCCAAUCUCCGCCCCGUCAUCGAAGCCCGGGCGUUGAAUCCUCCUACCGUGUUACCGCCGCUUCCUACUCGUCGUGGCAACGCACCUCCAACUCAACCCGGCCCUUCUAUUCCUCAGAUAGCCGAUCCGUCUCACGUGGGCAACCCCCCUCCCCCCAAUCCCGGUCCAAGGGGCCGUUACAGCUUUCAAGGCCUGAUGGACAUCUGCCAGGGAAUGGAGGCAGAGAUCUUGUCAAAUGCCCUUGGCAACACGGAGGCCAGAGGCGACGAAGGAAGCUUCAAGACGCCGUUGGAAUACGCGGUCAUUCGCCGAAUCAAGACCACCAUGAUGGUGAAUCGACAUACCGCAGUCGCUGAAAAGACUCGUAUUGAGGACGACUUCAGAAAACUUUCAGGCCAAGAACAGAGCAGGCCGAUUAUGAAGAUGAGUGGGUCGCUCAAUGACAUGAUGAGGGGCUUUGACCGUUAG
Molecule: messenger RNA, 2565 nt
Organism: Colletotrichum costaricense
Lineage: Eukaryota; Fungi; Ascomycota; Sordariomycetes; Glomerellales; Glomerellaceae
Exons: 2
Coding region: 1-2565 (854 amino acids)
Source: RefSeq, a predicted model, not a curated record